Molecule: messenger RNA, 1815 nt
Organism: Saccharomyces cerevisiae S288C
Lineage: Eukaryota; Fungi; Ascomycota; Saccharomycetes; Saccharomycetales; Saccharomycetaceae
Gene: TAH11
Product: Tah11p
Exons: 1
Coding region: 1-1815 (604 amino acids)
Cellular component (GO): nucleus; cytoplasm
Source: RefSeq, marked reviewed
AUGAGUGGCACAGCUAAUAGUAGGAGGAAGGAGGUUUUGCGCGUGCCUGUGAUAGAUUUGAAUAGAGUUUCAGAUGAAGAGCAGCUGUUGCCGGUGGUGAGGGCAAUUUUGCUACAGCAUGACACCUUUCUGUUAAAAAAUUAUGCUAACAAGGCUGUUCUAGAUGCACUACUAGCGGGGCUCACGACAAAGGACCUGCCUGACACGAGUCAAGGUUUUGAUGCGAACUUUACGGGUACAUUACCGCUAGAAGAUGAUGUUUGGCUGGAGCAGUACAUAUUUGACACUGAUCCUCAAUUACGCUUCGAUCGGAAGUGCAGGAAUGAGUCACUGUGCUCCAUAUAUAGUAGGCUGUUCAAACUGGGUCUGUUUUUCGCCCAACUGUGUGUGAAAAGUGUGGUUUCUAGCGCAGAAUUGCAAGACUGUAUCAGCACCUCUCAUUAUGCGACUAAGCUGACCCGUUAUUUCAAUGAUAAUGGUAGUACACACGAUGGUGCAGAUGCAGGUGCUACCGUGCUGCCCACUGGCGACGAUUUCCAGUACCUGUUUGAAAGGGACUAUGUUACUUUUCUUCCGACGGGCGUGUUGACCAUCUUCCCCUGUGCCAAGGCUAUAAGGUACAAGCCAUCGACUAUGGCGACGACGGACAAUUCUUGGGUGAGUAUUGAUGAACCCGAUUGUCUUCUGUUCCACACGGGGACCCUCCUUGCGCGCUGGUCUCAAGGUAUGCACACUACCUCACCACUCCAGAUAGAUCCUCGUGCGAACAUUGUUUCGUUGACCAUCUGGCCUCCACUUACUACGCCAAUCUCGAGUAAAGGAGAGGGUACGAUUGCCAAUCAUUUGUUGGAGCAACAAAUUAAGGCUUUCCCAAAAGUCGCUCAGCAAUACUACCCACGGGAGCUUAGUAUUCUAAGACUCCAAGACGCAAUGAAGUUUGUUAAGGAGUUGUUUACUGUUUGCGAGACUGUAUUGUCUUUAAACGCUCUUUCCAGAUCCACGGGCGUCCCACCAGAGCUGCACGUUUUGUUACCCCAGAUAUCCAGCAUGAUGAAAAGGAAAAUAGUGCAGGAUGAUAUUUUGAAGUUAUUGACCAUUUGGUCUGAUGCAUACGUAGUGGAACUGAACUCUAGAGGGGAGCUGACCAUGAAUCUACCCAAAAGAGACAAUCUAACAACGUUGACCAAUAAGUCUAGGACUUUGGCAUUCGUGGAAAGGGCAGAGUCGUGGUACCAACAAGUGAUAGCUUCCAAGGAUGAGAUUAUGACUGAUGUACCCGCUUUCAAAAUAAAUAAAAGAAGGUCCAGCUCUAAUUCUAAAACAGUCUUGAGCAGUAAAGUGCAAACGAAGAGCUCUAAUGCUAAUGCCUUGAAUAACUCAAGAUAUUUGGCGAAUAGUAAGGAAAAUUUCAUGUACAAAGAGAAGAUGCCUGAUUCGCAAGCAAACCUUAUGGACAGACUGCGUGAAAGAGAGAGACGUUCGGCCGCAUUGCUUUCUCAAAGGCAAAAACGUUACCAGCAGUUUCUAGCGAUGAAAAUGACUCAGGUAUUUGAUAUUCUUUUUUCGCUGACCAGGGGCCAGCCUUAUACAGAGACAUAUCUAAGCUCGCUAAUCGUAGAUAGUUUACAAGAUAGUAAUAAUCCUAUCGGUACAAAAGAAGCAAGUGAAAUUUUAGCUGGGCUACAAGGUAUCCUACCAAUGGACAUAUCUGUUCAUCAAGUGGAUGGUGGGUUAAAAGUUUAUAGAUGGAACAGUUUGGAUAAAAACAGAUUUUCUAAGCUGUUGCAAAUCCACAAAUCAAAACAACAAGAUUGA